Anisakis simplex (herring worm) is the source of this 681-nucleotide messenger RNA. Lineage: Eukaryota; Metazoa; Nematoda; Chromadorea; Rhabditida; Anisakidae. The record is from the annotation of a GenBank genome assembly.
AUGACGGAUAUCCCUCACGAAGAUAAUUCGAAUCGAGAUCCGUUGCCGCCACCUUAUGAGCCAAACUCAUUUUGCUACGAUAUAUUCAACCCUCGGAAUCUAAUGAUAUGUUUUGCUGUGUAUUUCACCGUCAUAACACUGUGUAAGAUUGUUCUCUUCUAUACGUUAUUUGAGCAGAGUGCGACAUCAAUCACGGCAAUUUACUUCUUUCACAUGUUUAUGGAUGUUCCGUUGAUUUUCUUCAUUCUGCUGAGUUUGUUGAAAAAUGACGCAGCAUCUGUGACCAUUUCAAUCAUCAUCACAGUUAUCUACAUCGUCUAUCAUGGAGUGUGCAUUUUGGCGGCUACAUUAGCAUUUCUUCAUACAGACUCAUUAGUGAUUCGUAUAGUGGAUUUGAAUUUGGAAGAUACUACCAAAGCGGAUAGUUGGAUACUGAACAUACUGCACGUUACUGAUGGAGUCGGUAAUGGUUGGGUUGUCAAUGAAAUGGAAGCGGUCGAGAUCCUCUCACGAAUCAUCCUGUGCGUAUAUCCGUUCCUGUUGAUCGUCUAUAUUUCGUAUGAAUUUGUGGCCAUCAAAUAUAGGCAACUCAUUGAGGAUAUGGAAAAUAGCGACGAUAUCGCCACUCAAAAAUAUCGUCCCAAAGCACCGUGUGGCAUCCAUCCCGGAAACUUCUGCUAA